Lepus europaeus (European hare) is the source of this 2541-nucleotide messenger RNA. RefSeq names its product exoribonuclease 1 (gene ERI1). NCBI's taxonomy places the organism in Eukaryota, Metazoa, Chordata, Mammalia, Lagomorpha, Leporidae. Gene Ontology annotation, biological process: exonucleolytic trimming to generate mature 3'-end of 5.8S rRNA from tricistronic rRNA transcript (SSU-rRNA, 5.8S rRNA, LSU-rRNA). The transcript has 7 exons. The record is from RefSeq and is a predicted model, not a curated record. Bases 168 to 1202 code for a protein of 344 amino acids. Gene Ontology annotation, cellular component: cytoplasm; nucleolus. Gene Ontology annotation, molecular function: nucleic acid binding; 3'-5'-RNA exonuclease activity.
CGCUCCCGGAAGUGGGAGGUGGCCGCGGGAGUUUGUGUGGCCGCCGCCGCGGGAACCAGAGCCCCGUAAUUUUUCAACAGAGAAAGGCGGGGUGUUUCGGGCUUGGCGGCCUGAGCGUGAGAGACUGUCCGGCUCCGGCCAGCUUUUCUUCUGGCGUGAGGGUCGGCAUGGAGGAGCCACAGAGCGAAGAGCCUGGCGGCGAGGCCGAGACUCCCGCGCGGCCGGAGUACGGGCAGGAGCCGCAGCGUCGGAACCUGGAGAAAAAGCAACGGUGUAGAUUUGAUGGCCAAGAAACAAAAGGAUCUAAGUUCAUUACCUCCAAUGGAAGUGAUUUCAGUGACCCAGUUUACAAAGAGAUUGCUAUCACGAAUGGUUGUAUUAAUAGAAUGAGUAAAGAAGAACUCAGAGCUAAACUUUCUGAAUUCAAGCUUGAAACAAGAGGAGUAAAGGAUGUACUGAAGAAGAGACUGAAAAACUAUUACAAGAAGCAGAAGCUAAUGCUGAAAGAGAGCAAUUGUGCCGACAGUUACUAUGACUACAUCUGUAUUAUUGACUUUGAAGCCACUUGUGAAGAGGGUAACCCACCUGAGUUCAUACAUGAAAUAAUUGAAUUUCCUGUUGUUUUACUGAAUACUCAUACCUUAGAAAUAGAAGAUACGUUUCAGCAGUAUGUGAGACCAGAGGCUAACACACAGCUUUCUGAUUUCUGCAUCAAUCUUACUGGAAUUACUCAGGAUCAGGUAGACAAAGCUGAUACUUUUCCUCAGGUCCUAAGGAAAGUAAUUGACUGGAUGAAAUUGAAGGAAUUAGGAACGAAGUAUAAAUACUGCAUAUUAACAGAUGGUUCAUGGGAUAUGAGUAAGUUCUUGAACAUUCAGUGCCAACUCAGCAGGCUGAAAUACCCUCCUUUUGCGAAAAAGUGGAUCAAUAUUCGGAAAUCAUACGGCAACUUCUACAAGGUUCCUAGAAGCCAAACGAAACUGACAAUAAUGCUUGAAAAACUAGGAAUGGAUUAUGAUGGGAGGCCUCACAGUGGUCUUGAUGACUCUAAGAACAUCGCCCGAAUAGCAGUUCGAAUGCUUCAGGAUGGAUGUGAACUCCGAAUCAAUGAGAAAAUGCAUGCAGGACAGCUAAUGACUGUGUCCUCUUCCUUACCUAUAGAGGGCGCUCCAGCUCCACAAAUGCCACAUUUUAGAAAGUAGCCGCAUUUGUGACUGUGGCUCAUUCUAAUCUGAGCUGCUACAAAGGUAGCAGAUGAUUACUCCUUGAAUCAGUCCUACAGUGCAAACUUUAAGCACCUUAAACAUUUAAAAUCUUGUUACAGUUAUAGAUGGCUAGAGUUGUAUAUGUAUGUGAACAAAUUUUGUGAGAGGGCGUAUUGAACUGUCACCAGCACUUUUAAUAUGAGCAAUGAUUGUUACACAGUAACAGUUUCUGCUUUGAACUGAAUUUUACAAUUUAAGAUGCCCAAGAUGUGUUCCUUUUGGUUUUAAAAUGCAAAAUUUUAUUGGCUCAUCCCUUGAAUGUCAUAUUAUUGAUGUCAAAAUACAGAAUAUAUUUCUACGUUAGCCUCAUUAAAUAAUUUCUUAAGAUGCAUAAAAGAUUGGAAGAUAGACCUUAUCUGAUCUUUGGAUUUUGAGAAUAUCAUAAGGCCUUUUUUGAAUUUUGUAUGAGAAAUUCAGCUACAGUUGUCCCACUGUAUCCUUGAGAUUGGUUCCAGGACCUCUCAUGGAUACUAAAAUCUGAGGAUGUUCAAGUCCUUAUAAAAAUGGCAUAAUAUUUGCCUAUGAGUAUAACCUAUACAAUCUUCCUUAUACUUUAAGUCAUCUCUAGAUCACUUAUAAUAUUUAAAACAAUGAAGUGCUGUGUAUGUUUAGGCAAUAAUGGCAAGAAAAAAAUUCUGCACAGGCACAACCAUGAUAGGCACACAGACCAGAGGAAUUAGAUGUGAGGCAAACAAUGCUUGAAUGAGCGCUAGAAUGAGACUGGGGAUCUGAGAGAGUUGGAGGCUGCAGUGAGUGGUGUUACUUUAUUUGGCUUGGUGCUGAAUGUAUAGCAAAUUCAGGUUUUGCUUUUGGAUUUUUUUUCCUCCUGAAUAUUUUUAAUAUGCAGAUGGUUGAAUCUGGGUGUGAAGCCUAAGGAUACAGAGAGCCAACUGUGUAUGUGGUAAAUUUCUUCCAGUACUUGAUGUGCAUAUCUGCCUGUGUUUUCUUUUCAACUCAUGAUUGGAAGACUUGUGAUAGAUUAGAGGAUUUUGUUACAGACUUAGUUGGUGAUGAGAUAAAUACACAGUCAAAAUGCUGUUUAAAGGACUAUCGUAAAUUCUGUAGCUCACAUUUGGUAAUACGUAAAUAAACCAGUGGGUUUUUUUUUUUUUUUUUUUUUAAUUUGAUUGCUUGGUUCCCCUUUUCCUUGUGACGGAUCUGCCCAAAUUUCUAAAUCGGAGUAUACUGUGCUUUUAAUAAAAUUAAGGGGCACCACUUAAUUUUAAAUUUGUAUUCAGUAUUACAGGUGAGGUCAAUAAAAUCAAAUAAUGCUUUC